Molecule: messenger RNA, 789 nt
Organism: Rotaria sp. Silwood2
Lineage: Eukaryota; Metazoa; Rotifera; Eurotatoria; Philodinida; Philodinidae
Source: the annotation of a GenBank genome assembly
AUGGCUUACAGCACUAGUAAAGAAAAAAUUUCUGCUUUACGCUUUGCUGAUGUGGGUACAUUACCAAAAAGAAUGUUGGCACCAAUAGAAGGCUAUGAAAAGGCGCCACUUGUAACGCUCGAAGAAGCUGUGAAACCUCUUAUCAAUAUUGUACCUAAAGUCGAGCGAAAUGUAUUCAUAGUCAAACAGAACUGCCAACAGCCAGAAGAUGGUUUAACAAUUGAUGAAUCGGCUUCAAUUAUGAUUUACACCUAUGAAUCAAUACCACAUGAAGACUCCCUAUACGUUAAGCUUAACGAAACUUUACGGUCCGAACAAAGAAAAAAUUUAAUCCCAUGGUUUCUCUAUCUUCGACUCGUAUUGACGGCGCUUUCUCGUCUUCCAUCAAAAUAUCGUUUUGUUUUUCGAGGAGUCAAAGAAAAUUUGUGCACUGAAUAUUCAAAAGACAAGAUUGUUAUUUGGUGGGGAUUUUCAUCAUGCACAUCAUCGGUCGAAGUGUUAGAAAAUGAACUAUUCUUCGGCAAAACUGGAGACAGAACUCUAUUUCAAAUAGAGUGUACUACAGCAAAGAACAUUAAAAAACAUUCAUUCGUGACUGGUGAAGAUGAAAUGCUUUUAUUACCCGCCAGACAAUUUCAAGUCAUAUCUUGUCUCGAUUCCGGCAAUGGACUUCAUAUUGUACAACUCAAAGAAUUGAAGCCACCGUUCGAUCUUCUUGAGCCAGUUCCAUUGCCAAGCCCAUUCGUUCAACCCGAGGAAAGUCCGCGAGUAAAGUCGCAAGGUCAGUAA